Peromyscus leucopus (white-footed mouse) is the source of this 2727-nucleotide messenger RNA. RefSeq names its product nucleophosmin/nucleoplasmin 2 (gene Npm2). The record is from RefSeq and is a predicted model, not a curated record. Gene Ontology annotation, biological process: positive regulation of DNA replication; chromatin remodeling. The transcript has 8 exons. Lineage: Eukaryota; Metazoa; Chordata; Mammalia; Rodentia; Cricetidae. Gene Ontology annotation, cellular component: nucleolus; cytoplasm; nucleoplasm. Gene Ontology annotation, molecular function: RNA binding; chromatin binding; histone binding. Bases 561 to 1145 code for a protein of 194 amino acids.
AAGAGAGAGAAAGGAAAGGGACAAUACAAAAUUUGGAGUGAAAAAAAUAUUUGGAAUACAUAUAUUUGACGCAAGACAAAUACCCAGUAUAUAUAAAGAACCUCUAUAAGUUAAUAAGGAAAUAAUCUCAAAUAACUCAACUUUAAUAACUGGACAGGCACUUUGAAAAUGCCAUCGUCAUUACCGGUGCUUCCUGCCAGAUGGCAAAGCAUCUCUAAGUAGCAAAGACACCCUCUCUUGUGGUAAGUCCCCACUGGCUGGGCACAGUGGUUCUCCAGUAGGGCUUCUUUCUGGGCCAGCAGCAGCAGCUUCACCUGGAAACUGGUAGGAAAUGUAAAUUCUCUUGGCCCCACCUAGACCUGCUCAAUGGGAAACAGUGGCGGUGAUACUCAACAGUCAAGUGCCAGGCUUCUUAAGCCUGGUGUGGGAAGCUGGCCCUUGGGUGAAGUUCUGAAGCCAGAUGAGAACCUGCAGGUGGUGGAGACAGUGAUAACAGCUGAGCUCCAAACCAGGGACCCAAGACCCUACCUUCCCCCCACAAAGCCACUCGGCAAAGCAGCAUGAGUCGCCAGAGCACCAGCAGUGGGACAGAAAACACAGCAAAGCUCAUACUCUGGGGCGGUGAGCUCAAUCACGAAAGGCUGACUUGCACCUUUAAACCCCAAGGGGAAAAGAAGGACAGCUGUAGACUGUUGCUCAACACGGUCUGCUUAGGGGAGAAAGCCAAAGAGGAGGUGAAUCGUGUGGAAGUCCUGCCCUCAGCCAACCAGGAAGACAGAAAAUUACCAGUCACCAUUGCCUCACUGAGGGCCUCCGUCCUACCUAUGGCCACAAUGACAGGUAUGGAGCUUUGUCCUCCAGUGACUUUCCGGCUCCGGGCUGGCUCGGGACCUGUGUUCCUCUCUGGCCAUGAAUGUUACGAGACUUCAGACAUACCCUGGGAAGAUGACGAGGAAGAUGAGGGAGAUGGCGAGGAGGAGGGAGAGGAGGAGGAGGAAGAAGAAGAUGAAGACGAAGAUGAAGAUGUGGAUAUAUCACUAGAAGAGACGCCUAUCAAACAAGUCAAAAGGGGGGCCCCCCAGAAGCAGAUGAGCGCGGCUAAGAAAAAAAAGGUAGAAAAAGAAGAGGAGGAGGCAGUAAGGUAAUUCCCACCCUUAAUUCCCACUAUGGCCACCACCAAGGAUUGAAGUCGAGGCUUCUGGCAUGUUAAGCAAACAGGGUACCACUGAGUUACAGCCCCAAACCCUGCGUUUGGCUUGGUUUAGGUAUUUUGUUUUGUUUGAGACAGGAUAUCAUCAGUAAGUUGCCCAGGCUGGCCUUAAACUCGCUGUAUAGCCCUGGCAGGCUGUGGACGCGUGAUCCUUCUGCUUCAACCUCCCUAGGAACUGAAACAGUCCUGGGAAGCAGAUACAGGCAAUGUGUUUACAUACAUGCACACAUGUAGAUUCAACAGCUCUGGAGGUUGGCACAGUUCUUGAAAAGUGUGAACUAUCCUUCUGACCUGACUACCUGAGUUAAUUCCUCCCUUCUUCAAAUUUAAACAAACAAACAAACAAACAAACAGCUCAAGAUCUACACUCAAACUCACAGCGGCCUUACCCAACAGUCCUGGAAAUAGUGGCACUCAAAAUGUCUGCCAAUAAGAGUUGACCAAACAGUGUCCCUUUUUUUUUUCCCCUUCUCCAUGGUGCAAGGUAAAUUGAACAUAUGUAGGCUUUGGAAGCAUGUUAGCAACCAAAAGGAUAGAAUUAAGAGAAUAGGGCAAGGACUCAUGUUCAUUUCAUGUCUUGCAUUUUAGCAACAGCUUUUAUUAUUAUUAUUUUUUUUUGCUAAAGUGAUGCAAAAGAUUAACACUGGAAAAUAAUGAAAAACAUAAGUAAUUCUCAUGUGUUUGCUAAAUUAUGUGCAGUGAGGUUAACAUUGCUUUUAUAGUGAAAAAAUGUAUUAUAUCAGCUCUUGUUAAAAUGUAUUUAAGUGACAGCUUAUUCAUCUGGACCAACUGAAAUAAAACACCAGUCUCGGCACACAGAACAAUGAGUACCAGAAAGAGAACCCCCAAGACUAGAGACCCUCCACGUGAGAAUGCACCGAGGCAAACAAAGCCUUACGGUUCUCAAGGCUGUGGAAGCCUCUGCUAACCAGAAACUCAGACUUAAUCCGGUCCAAACCUCCGCCAACUGGAGCGACUGCUGAGUCCCCUAAACAGCCGUCGCACGGGGACGGACGGUCCAGUGCACGUGGAGAUCAGUGUACCUGGGGUUUGUCUAGACAAGAUAUUGGAGCAGUUUAAAGAGGUGAAUGAUAGAUUGGUCACAAUGAUGGCAAAUUUUGAGAAAAUGGAAAGGAAGGUAGAGACUCUUUCCCUCUCUGCCUGCGUAGGCUCAGAAGUCCCAAAGCAAGACUGGGCUUGUGCUCAGGAUUAAAGCCAGCAAUGGCAGAGCAGCGACAAUCCACUCAUAUGUCAAACAUCCCAAGCAUGAUUCAGAUUCGCUGGGAGUUCUGGAGUCUCUCAGGUUUGUAAUCCCGAGGACAAAUCUCUUCUGCAUCUCCCACCCCAAGAGAUGAACACAUCGACCGUGUCAACAAGCCUCUUAACGGUGCCAAGAUCCUGUACAACACAGCCUAACAAAAAACACCCUCAACCUGCCUGUCCGCAAUUGGAAGGAAGAAAAGAAAGAAAAAGAAUAAAUAUUUUAAGGCUGAUCAUGGUAACACAUCCCUUUAAUC